AUGAAAACGAAAACCCGGACGGCCCAGCGCCCAAGUCUAAGGAAGAGAAGAGCAAAGUGCUGAAGACUUACUACUUACAGAACGCCCGGCCCUCCAGACAGGUCAUUGAGAAGAUCGCCUCAGAGCUGGGGAACGAACCCUCCACCAUCCGCACCUGGUUCAGGCACCAGCGGAGUCGCGACAAGCGGAAAGUAGGAGGAGGAGGUCAAGGUCACUGUGAUUCCAUGGACGACAGUGACGUCAUGAACCGGGUACACCCGCCCCCUGGCGGUUAUCCGCUGCCCAUUGUCAAUAAAGCCAGAUCUCCGGGGCGUCUGCCUCACCCUGCCAAUCACCUGGUAAGCCCCACCCACAUUCCAUCCCCCAACUCAGCAAACCCCGCCCCCUGGACGGUGUGGGACGAGCUGUGGUCCAACGACUUCGUCCCUCCCAACGUGGACCUCCACCCGGACCACCUCAAGAAUGGGGAAGUCGUGCAGUUUACUUGUGCUGCGGCAGCAGCAGGCAGUAGCGGUAGCAGCAGCAGCAAUAGCAGCAGCACCCCCACCGGGACUCAGCAACAACAAAAUAAUAUCUCCAGCCGGCCAACAGCAACGGUAGCAGCUGUCAACGUCGCCGUUUUCUCCGCGUCCAGUCAGACCCCCGCCAGUUUUCUGGAUCAGGCUCCGGGGCAACAACAAACUAUUCCACCUCAACACCAGCAGCAGCAGCAGCAGCAGCAGCAACAACAUCAGCAGCAACAACAACAUCAACAGCAGCAACAACAUCAGCAGCAACAACAACAUCAACAGCAGCAACAUCUACUUCAUCCACAUUCAGGAGUUAUAAACAACAUGGCCGGGGCCCCGUGGGUGAACUAGCUGUGGUAAGAUUUUUGUUUUGGUCAGAGUUUUACAGCACUUCACUAAACUAGAAUUGAAGAGUGAUUUUCCAGUACUCUGUCGUAAGUCAGUUUUGACGAGCGCCUGAUUUCACCACAAUGCUAAACACAUGUACAUACAUAAUACAAAUAUAUGUGUUAAGCAUCGUGAUGAAAAUGAGGCGCUCGUCAAAACUGACUUAGAGAGUUUUGGAAAACCACUCUUCAAUAACAAAACUCUAUCCGCGCAGUAAGCCCACCUAGUUUUGAGAAGAUUGACAUAAAAAUUUUGAGUUUCACAACAUGACAAGCUUUUUCGAAGGCAAUUCUCUGAAUAUCUAGAUUACGAAUCCAAACAAUCUUACGAUUUUGAUAGAGCAGCUAGAACUUUGGGUUUCGGACCUCCUGGUCUUAGUAGUAAGUUAGUAGUAGUACCCGGUAACUCAAAACGGCCAAAGAUGUCAGAUAGAACUUUGUAAUUCUAGGGAGCGACAUGUUUGCAACACAAAUUAGGUAAUAUUAUAUUGCACUACCGAUGAUUAGAGGUAGAUGUUACCAGAGAGUAAUACAUGCAAUAGUAAAUACCGGACAAAAAAAAGCCCAAAAAGAUCCUUGAUAGGAGAGAAGGAGCAAACCACACUUAAGCACCCACCAACCAUCCACACAGAAUUAGUUAAUGUCCACGUAGGUAGGACACUAACUAAGCGGACGGACACACAUACACACAC
This is a messenger RNA of Aplysia californica (California sea hare), 1587 nucleotides long. RefSeq names its product LIM/homeobox protein Lhx5. Gene Ontology annotation, biological process: neuron differentiation; regulation of transcription by RNA polymerase II. The record is from RefSeq and is a predicted model, not a curated record. Gene Ontology annotation, molecular function: RNA polymerase II transcription regulatory region sequence-specific DNA binding; DNA-binding transcription factor activity, RNA polymerase II-specific. Gene Ontology annotation, cellular component: nucleus. NCBI's taxonomy places the organism in Eukaryota, Metazoa, Mollusca, Gastropoda, Aplysiida, Aplysiidae.